Spirometra erinaceieuropaei is the source of this 811-nucleotide messenger RNA. Lineage: Eukaryota; Metazoa; Platyhelminthes; Cestoda; Diphyllobothriidea; Diphyllobothriidae. The record is from the annotation of a GenBank genome assembly.
ACAACAGCAGCGGUCAAAACCGAUCACGUUGAUGUCGCACAUUCAUCAGCACCAACUAUCGCUACAGCAACGUCAGCAAAACCACCAACGUCACCGAAAGCAUCACAUGUGAAGCCGCUGCAUCUGCCUGAAAGUCCCUGCCAAGCUCCAGGCCGUCCCAGCAUCCUCAAGAAUACAGAGUUGGGCCAGCACCAGCUCGACACCGAUAUAGAGCAUCAUCCAGCGGCAGUGACUGUUCCGACCGGCGGUGGUGCUGUAACUCCGUCUGCCCAUCCGGGUUCUGCUGUCAAUGGCGGCAUCGGUCACAGCAUUGCCAAACCUCGGCCCGUCUCGCCCGUAGCCAAGGAGACGACAGCGGAACUAUCUGAACAGUCGCCACAGCAGGCAUCUGCUACCGUAACAGACAAAACUAAGGUGAUUCCCUUGCCCCUAUCGCCGGAAACACGUCCGCACCUUGCGUCUACCCCUACAUCAACAAGGAAGUAUCCAGAUUCCCCCAACACCGAGGACAGGACGGCAACAGUACCCACAGUUGUGGAACCAGAGACGCGCCACCGUGGCGGCGGCGGCCACCCACAACCGAGCACCAGCACUCCCACCACUUCGGCACAGCCCGCAACUUCUACCGCCGCCGCCGCGGCGGCCACUGCGUCGGCGAAACCGCCCUCCUCGAAGGAGAUUGCCCAGAAGAUUCUAAAGGAGGCAGCCGCAAAGCACCACCAGCGGGUCUGUGGCGUCCAAUCCCCCUCCUCCGCCUCCUCUCAUCCCCGGAGUCGGACUCGGAGGAACGCCGCGAAUCGGGCCUUCCAGA